Molecule: messenger RNA, 1685 nt
Organism: Tachysurus vachellii
Lineage: Eukaryota; Metazoa; Chordata; Actinopteri; Siluriformes; Bagridae
Gene: ctu1
Product: cytosolic thiouridylase subunit 1 homolog (S. pombe)
Exons: 3
Coding region: 467-1567 (366 amino acids)
Biological process (GO): tRNA wobble position uridine thiolation
Cellular component (GO): cytosolic tRNA wobble base thiouridylase complex; mitochondrion
Molecular function (GO): tRNA binding
Source: RefSeq, a predicted model, not a curated record
GGUUUAAGACGAAGUAGAACGAAGCAGUUUAUACAGCAUGAUCGUUGUCCUACUAGGUUAUAUUCUCAACAAAUUCGUAAAUUGUUUCACAAAAUAAUUAAUGGAUUGCUAAUAUCAACUAUAGUAUUAAUGAAAUAACAUUCCAUAAGAUUGAAUUGUUUAGCAUUGUCAGUGGCUUUGUACCCGAUGUUUCUCGUGUUCAGUUUAGGUAAGAUUGCUCUGCUGUAACAGAGCUGUUCGUAAACAAGCUUUAUGUUGUUUUUAUAAACAACUUUUUCGCAGACACGAGUGCUGUAACUUGCUUUUCAAUAUUCCGAGCUGCAGUUGCUUUCUAAAACACAAAGGUACAACCAUUCUAUGAGUUAGCUGGCGAUAUCUAACGAUACAUUUUUGUACAUCUCAUGUCUAAAGCAACCCGUUUUGUGGGUUUAGUUGUAGUUGUAAGUUCAGCUCAGGUUUGAUCAUUAUGCCUAUUCAGUGCAGCAGUUGUGCAAAAAACAGGGCGGUGCUCAGACGACCGAAGACCGGCCAUUCGUUAUGUAAACCCUGCUUCUUCUGGGCUUUUGAGGAAGAGAUUCACCAAACCAUCGUUUCGGCUCGGCUGUUUAAUCGUGGGGAGACUGUAGGGAUCGGCGCAUCAGGAGGAAAAGACUCUACUGUGUUGGCUUACGUUCUGAAAGUCCUGAAUGUGCGCUAUGAUUACGGCCUCAAGCUGCUGCUGCUCUCAGUGGACGAAGGCAUCACAGGAUACCGAAACGAUUCUUUAGAAACGGUGAAGAGAAACGAACAGCAGUACGAUCUGCCCCUCACCAUCGUGUCCUAUGAAGAUCUCUAUGGCUGGACCAUGGACGCUAUUGUCAAACAAGUGGGCCGAAAGAACAACUGCACUUUUUGCGGCGUGUUUCGGAGGCAGGCGCUUGAUCGGGGAGCCAUGAUGCUGAACGUGGACAAGAUUUGUACAGUUUGGGUGCCCACUACGGUCUCAGUUUUCUGUUCUUGGCUGACAGAAGUGGAACCCAAAGUGGUUUAUGGUCACAAUGCAGAUGAUGUGGCAGAGACAGUGCUGAUGAAUGUGCUGAGAGGAGAUAUUGCUCGUCUGCGUCGCUGUACAGUGAUCAGCACAGCCAGUGAUGGUGAGGGAGCAAUACCACGCUGCAAACCUCUCAAAUACGCCUAUGAAAAAGAAAUUGUCCUCUAUGCCUACUUCAAAAAGCUUGACUACUUCUCUACUGAGUGUGUUUACUCACCCAAUGCUUACCGUGGCCAUGCACGUACCUUCCUCAAAGACCUUGAGGCAGUCAGGCCUAGUGCCAUCAUGGACAUCAUCCAUUCAGGUGAGAACCUCUCUGUGAAGGAAGGAGUGAAGAUGCCUGUGCAAGGAACAUGCUUACGAUGUGGUUACAUCUCCAGUCAGGCACUAUGCAAGUCCUGUGUGUUGCUGGAGGGCCUGAACCGAGGCUUGCCAAAACUCGGGAUAGGCAAACCCCACCGGCUCUAUGACAAGAUCUUGACCCAGCAGGCUUUAACACAACAGGAGGAGAAGAAGCUAAAGGCAAUGGAAUUUUGAAGAGGUGUUUCUGCAUAUGAAAGGUUUAUAUAUAAAGGGUCAGGAUGCUAUUUUGUUGCAAUAAUUUGUUGUUGAUCUCUCUUUGGUAUUCUACAAUAAACCAGAAUAUUGCAUUGAA